Molecule: messenger RNA, 1650 nt
Organism: Panthera uncia (snow leopard)
Lineage: Eukaryota; Metazoa; Chordata; Mammalia; Carnivora; Felidae
Product: ETS translocation variant 3
Exons: 5
Coding region: 121-1650 (509 amino acids)
Biological process (GO): regulation of transcription by RNA polymerase II; cell differentiation
Cellular component (GO): nucleus
Molecular function (GO): sequence-specific DNA binding; DNA-binding transcription factor activity, RNA polymerase II-specific
Source: RefSeq, a predicted model, not a curated record
GAAGUGACGACAGCGGCCGCCGAGGUCACUUCCUGCUGGGGUGGAUGAGGAGGAGCCGGAGACGCCGCGGAGGAGACCGGAGCGAAGACGGGCCGCGCCGGGGAGAGCAGGAGGGUGAAAAUGAAAGCAGGCUGUAGCAUCGUGGAAAAGCCAGAAGGAGGUGGAGGGUAUCAGUUUCCCGACUGGGCCUACAAAACCGAGUCGUCCCCAGGCUCCCGGCAGAUCCAGCUGUGGCACUUCAUCCUGGAGCUGCUGCAGAAGGAAGAGUUCCGCCACGUCAUAGCCUGGCAGCAGGGGGAGUACGGCGAGUUUGUCAUCAAGGACCCGGACGAGGUGGCCCGCCUCUGGGGCCGCAGGAAGUGCAAGCCACAGAUGAAUUACGACAAGCUGAGCCGGGCCCUCAGAUACUAUUAUAACAAGAGGAUCCUUCAUAAAACAAAAGGGAAAAGAUUUACUUAUAAAUUUAACUUCAACAAGCUGGUGAUGCCUAACUACCCAUUCAUCAACAUCCGGUCAAGUGGUGUGGUCCCCCAGAGUGCGCCACCAGUGCCGACGGCCUCUUCCCGGUUCCAUUUCCCCCCUCUGGACACCCAUUCUCCGACGGGCGACGUGCAGCCCGGGCGGUUCUCCGCCGGCUCCCUCGCCGCUUCUGGCCAGGAGUCCGGUAACGGCGCCGAGAGAAAGGCGGAGCUGCCGGAGCUGGACGACGGCUCGGCCGCCGACUGGCGCCGGGGCGUGGACCUCCUGUCCUCGCGGAGUGCCGUCGGUGCGGGAGGGAUCGGCCAUCAGAAACGCAAGCCGGACAUCAUGCUUCCUCUGUUCACCAGGCCCGGGAUGUACCCUGACCCCCACAGCCCCUUCGCCGUCUCUCCGCUCCCUGGCCGUGGAGGCGUUCUCAACGUCCCCAUCUCCCCAGCCCUGUCCCUGACGCCCACCAUCUUCUCCUACAGCCCGUCCCCGGGCCUGAGCCCCUUCGCCGGCAGCGGCUGCUUCUCCUUCAACCCUGAGGAAAUGAAACACUACCUUCAUUCUCAAGCCUGCUCCGUGUUCAACUACCACCUGAGUCCGCGGACAUUCCCCCGUUACCCGGGCCUCGUGGUCCCGCCUCUGCAGUGCCAGAUGCAUCCUGAGGAGUCGGCCCAGUUUUCCAUCAAGCUGCAGCCCCCGCCAGCUGGGCGGAAGAACCGGGAGAGGGUGGAGAGCAGCGAGGAGUCCGCCCCCGUCACUGCUCCCCCGGUGGCGCCUGUCCCCCCGAGAAUUAAGGUGGAGCCGGCCUCCGACAAGGAUCCGGAGAGCCUCGGGCAGUUGGCGCGGGGGGAGGAGCGCUCCCAGGAAGAGGGCCCUGUGCCGGGCAGGACCACGGAGGAGGAGAAGGGCACCCUCUUUGCCCGCCCGGCUGUGCCGGUCUGGCCCUCCGCACCCGUGGGCACCCCGAGCGAAGAGCCCCUAGAGGUGGCUGAAGACAGUGAGGACAGGCCUGGCAGAGAGCCCAAUGCGCCUGAGAAGAAAGAAGACGCCCUGAUGCCCCCCAAGCUCCGGUUGAAGCGGCGUUGGAACGAUGGCCCCGGAGCCCGCCAGCCAAGUAAGAACGGCGCGGCCCUCUGGAGGGGGCCGGGACCCCGGGGCUUGGCCGCGGCCGCCGACGCCUAG